This is a messenger RNA of Vicugna pacos (alpaca), 3195 nucleotides long. The record is from RefSeq and is a predicted model, not a curated record. Lineage: Eukaryota; Metazoa; Chordata; Mammalia; Artiodactyla; Camelidae.
GCUCCUUCCUUGUUUCCCCUGCCCUCCUCACCAGGCAUCCGGUCUUGGGACAUUGACCCUGGUGUCUGCAGCCUCGAUGAGCAGCUCAAAGUCUUCGUGUCCCGGCACUCAGCCACCUUCUCCAACAUCGUGAAAGGCCAGCGGAGCCUGCACCACCGUGGAGACACCCUGGAGACGCUGGUCCUCCUGAAUCCAUCAGACAAAUCCCUGUGUGACGAGCUCCGAAACCUCCUGCUGGAUCCUGCCUCUCACAAGCUGCUGGUGCUGGCUGGGCCCUGCCUGGAGGAGACAGGGGAGCUGCUGCUCCAGACAGGGGGCUUCUCACCCCGCCACUUCCUCCAGGUCCUAGGGGACAAAGAGAUCCGGGAUCUCCUGGCCUCCACACCCCCACCUGCCAGCCCAGCCAAGCUCACCAUCACCUGCCCAACCUUUGGUGACUGGGCCCAGCUGACAUCCGAAGUGCCCGGCCUCCAGGGCGUGCUCCAGCUGCGGCUGAACCCUCCAGUGCAGCUGCCAGCUGCUGAGGGCCUGCGUGAGUUCCUGGAGUAUGUGGCCGAGUCACUGGAGCCACCAUCCCCCUUUGAGCUGCUUGAGCCUCCGGCCUCUGUGGGCUUCCUCAGGCUUGCCCGGCCCUGCUGCUACAUUUUUCCUGGUGGCCUCGGCGAUGCUGCCUUUUUUGCCGUCAACGGCUUCACCGUGCUGGUCAAUGGUGGCUCUAACCCUAAGUCAAGCUUCUGGAAACUGGUGCGGCACCUGGACCGGGUGGAUGCUGUGCUGGUGACCCACGCGGGUGCGGACAGCCUCCCUGGCCUAAACAGCCUGCUGCGGCGCAAGCUGGCAGAGCGUGAGGAGGCAGCCGCUGGCGGGGGCUCCGGGGAUGACAGGCUGCGCAGGCUGAUCUCCCCUAACUUGGGUGUCGUGUUCCUCAAUGCCCGGGCAGCUGCCUCACGGCUGGUGCGCGGCGAGGAUGAGGCGGAGCUGGCCCUGAGCCUCCUGGCCCGGCUGGGCAUCACGCCCCUGCCCCUGAACCGGGGGCCACUGCCAGCCGAGCCCACCGUGCUCUUCCAGAAGAUGGGCGUGGGCCGGUUGGACAUGUACGUGCUGCACCCGCCUUCGGCCACUGCCGACCACACGCUGGCCUCCGUGUGCGCCCUGCUGGUGUGGCACCCCGCGGGCCCCGCUGAGAAGGUGGUGCGUGUGCUGUUCCCUGGCUGCACGCCGCCUGCCCGCCUCCUGGAUGGCCUGGUCCGCCUACAGCACCUGGGAUUCUUGCGGGAGCCUGUGGUGACCCCCCAGGACCUGAUGGGGCCUCGGCGAGCCGAGAGCAAGGAGAGCGUGGGCUCCCGGGACAGCUUGAGGAAAGAGGGUCGAUUGGCAGCGCCCUCCAGGUCUGCCCAAGAGCGUCCUGGGGUGACCCGGAAGGAGCCGCCACGAGCUGAGGCCCCUCGUAGGGCUGAGAAAGAAGCCAAGAACCUCCGGGAGGUAAAAAAAGACCCCAAGCCGAACACCACUCGGACCCAGCCCCGGGAAGUGCGCCGGAUGGCCCCUGCUGUGGUCAGCAGCAAGAAGGCAGGUGCCCUGGUGGCACCCAAGCCCCGCAAAGAACCGAACACACCCCGCCUGGGUGUCCCACCAACAGAGAAUGGGCCCCACAGCCCCCCCAGCUUCCGUUGUGGAGAGGCCAGCCCCUCCACAGAGGCCUGUGGCUCUCCAGCCUCCCAGCUGCUGGCCACACCCAGCCAGGAGAGCAGCCUGGAGCUGGGGCUGAGCCCAGCUGGGGAAGAGGGUGGCAGCUUGGAGGAGAAGACCCUGGAGCUACUCUUGGCCGCCAGCACCCCCCAGCCAUGCACGCCCUCACCCGCCGGAGCCCACCAGGGCCCAGCUGAGAGCAGUGGGCCACUGUCACUGAGCCCGCUGCGGGGUGGAGAGACCGGGCCGGAUGCGUCCCCUACAGUGACCACGCCCUCGCUGCCUGCCGAGGUGGGCUCCCCGCACUCCACAGAGGUGGAUGAGUCUCUGUCUGUCUCCUUUGAGCAAGUGCUCCCGCCACCGCCUGCCACUGCGAGUGAAGCCGGGCUGAGCCUCCCACUCUGUGGCCCCCGGGUGCGGCGCUCAGCCUCCCCGCACGACGUGGACCUGUGUCUGGUGUCACCCUGUGAGUUUGAGCACCGCAAGGCCGUCCCCAUGGCUCCAGCACCCUCGUCCCCUGGCAGCUCCAAUGACAGCAGUGCCCGGUCCCAGGAGCGGGCGAGUGCUCCAGGGGCCGAGGAGACACCACCCACAUCUGUUAGUGAGUCCCUGCCCACCCUGUCUGACUCAGACCCCCUGCCAGCUGCCCCCGGCACUGCGGACUCAGAUGAGGAUACAGAGGGCUUUGGGGUCCCUCGCCGUGACCCACUGCCUGACCCCCUCAAGAUCCCCCCACCGCUGCCCACCCCACCUAGUAUCUGCAUGGUGGACCCUGAGAUGCUGCCUCCUGAGCAGGCCCGGCUGAGAGAGGGCCUCGGCCGUACCCGGAAGCCCCUCAGCCGCCCCAACCCCGGCACUGCUGCCCCCAAAGCCGCUUCAGUGACCACUGCCAAAACCAAGGGGCUGACCAGUGGGGACCGGGCCAGUCGGCCACUCAGCACCCGGAGCGAGCCCAGUGACAGAGGAAGUCGGACACCCCUGUCCAGAAAGGCCUCAGUCCCGAAGAUGACCACUCGGGGUCCAUCAGGGUCAGCUGGCAGUCGGCCAGGAGGGUCAGCAGCCCCACCCGGCUCCCCUGUGUACCUCGACCUGGCCUACCUGCCCAGCGGGGGCAGUGCCCGCCUGGUGGACGAGGAGUUCUUCUGGCGGGUGCGUGCGCUCUGCUACGUCAUCAGUGGCCAGGACCAGCACAAGGAGGAGGGCAUGCGGGCCGUCCUAGAUGCGCUCCUGGCUGGCAAGCAGCAGUGGGACCGGGACCUCCAGGUGACCCUGAUCCCCACCUUCGACUCAGUGGUGAUGCAUGAGUGGUACGAGGAGACACAUGCCCGGCACCAGGCGCUGGGCAUCACGGUGCUGGGCAGCAACAGCACCGUGUCCAUGCAGGACGAGGCCUUCCCUGCCUGCAAGGUGGAGUUCUAGCCCCGCCUCCAACCCCGCCCCUCUGCCCAGAGUCUGCCACUGUCCUGAGAUUCACCUGCGAUGGAAAUAAACCAGGUACUCCGCUCA